AUGUACCGUCGGGAGUCAAGAAAAAUCAUGGACAUUUUUCAGCGACGGCUUUUGCAUGACCGUGUAGCAGGUGAUCAUGUGAAUUUCAAACUAGAGCCGAUUGUUGCAGACGGUUGGGCUCCUGCAAUUUUAGAAAUGAUGAAUGAUUCAAAAGACCACGACAUUUUGUUUGAAAAGGCAUCUAUAGAUGAAUCGUAUUUCGAUUUAUCUGUUUAUGUUCGAAAGCAAUUGCUUCUUCGUUUUCCCAUGCUUAAUAUUCGGGAUGAUUUGAACAAAGCUGACGCUGAAACACGUGCAUUAAUCUUGGAUAAGGAACUCCCGGCUGUUCCCGCUUACGUGCAAGACGAUAUGCGCAUUCGUGCGUGGAAAACAGUGGGAGCUUGGUGGCCAACUAAUGAGCAUCACGACGACAGUGACGCUUUAUCACUAACGUGGAUUGACAUGGCUCUCGCUAUCGCAGCUGAGAGAAUGAUCUCGAUACGACAUCAUAUAAUCCAGGAACUUGGGUAUACAACGUAA
Molecule: messenger RNA, 519 nt
Organism: Malassezia globosa CBS 7966
Lineage: Eukaryota; Fungi; Basidiomycota; Malasseziomycetes; Malasseziales; Malasseziaceae
Exons: 1
Coding region: 1-519 (172 amino acids)
Biological process (GO): error-prone translesion synthesis; response to radiation
Cellular component (GO): nucleus; replication fork; site of double-strand break
Molecular function (GO): DNA-directed DNA polymerase activity
Source: RefSeq, a predicted model, not a curated record